Molecule: messenger RNA, 905 nt
Organism: Planococcus citri (citrus mealybug)
Lineage: Eukaryota; Metazoa; Arthropoda; Insecta; Hemiptera; Pseudococcidae
Product: protein snakeskin-like
Exons: 3
Coding region: 207-689 (160 amino acids)
Biological process (GO): septate junction assembly
Cellular component (GO): plasma membrane
Source: RefSeq, a predicted model, not a curated record
UGCACAGUGAGUAAAGCUUAUCAGUCAAUUCAAACAGCAAUGAAAAAAUAUAGGUGGGCACUUGUUGGUGUUUAAAUUUGUGGAAUGUCUUGAAUCAUUAAGUCAUACGUUUUUUAUGCCAGUCUGUUGUGUGCCACUUUGUUCGGUUUGGAAUUAUAAUAAUCGUAUUUGUUUCGAAGAUUUUGAUUAAAUAAAUUCCAGCCAUCAUGCCUGAGAUGACUACGAUCGCGACGAUCGUCUUGAAGGUCGUUAAAAUUGUUUUAAAUCUCAUAAUUUUAAUUCUGUAUCGCAAAGGCUAUGGCGGCGAAUUUUUGGGCAUCGGCGGGACGUGGAACUUAAAUGAAGAGAAAAACCCGGAUGCUGAGAUUAUCGCAUCCGGGGUGUUAGUUGGAUUCUUCAUCUAUACUAGUGUCAUUUUAAUUUCUUACGCAUUCGGUACAACUCAACAGAAAAAAACCCUUGUGGACGUCAUAAUGAACAUUUUCGGCACCGUUUUAUUCAUAGCUGUGGGAGGAAUUGCUCUUCAUUACUGGAUCGGUUAUCAGCCUGAGCAUAAAUUCAAGACAGUGACAUCAGAGAAAGGAAUUGGAAUUACAGUCGGAAUUUUAUGUGUAAUAAGUGGAGCAAUCUACCUGAUGGAUUCGGUUUUAUCUUGUAUACAUUUCUUUAGAGAAUACGGAGAUUACUGAAAUUCUUCCCUAUCUAAAUUUAAGCUAUACCUACUCUUAAUGUGUUCGUUUUUCAACUAUUCAUUUUUAAAAAAAAUUAUUUUACAGUAGUACAUAUUGUAAUUUGUCAAUCUGGUGUUCAUUUUUUUGACCAAUUUUAAUAAUUUUUUUAAACAAUUUUUCUUCAAAACAACCCUUUUAUUAUUAUUAUUAAUUAAACAAGAUUUUGAACCUCUC